UCAAAGAUAUUUUUCACAUCGUUCGUUCUGGUCGCGAAAAAAUGGUGGACGUAGGACGUGGCUAAUCAUUUAACAGUAAAGUUUUUAGUGGUGAUUGUCGGUAAAGUUGAACAAAUCGUGUACGAUUGGGAAAUAUACUGGUGAUAGUUAUUGAGUGAAAGUUUGCACAAUUGAUACACAGUGCUGGUGUUCGGAAAAAUUUAGUGAUUAUGUCGGAAGUGGUCUCUACUGGGAAAGCAGGGCUGCCUGUGGCUAAUACCGCCACAGCCUCGGGUGCUGUUGCUGCACAAUCCGAGCCAGACAUGAAAGGCUGGUUACUAAAGUGGACAAACUACCUCAAAGGAUACCAGAAGCGAUGGUUUGUCCUAUCCAAAGGGGUACUUUCCUAUUACAGGGCUGAACACGGAGCCGGACCGAAUGCUGGGGGCAGGAGUGCCGGGGGCAAAUUAUCUAUCCGACGCCGCAGGAAAGGCCCCCGAGCGGAGAGCAAAGGAUCCAUGAUGCAAUGUAUUCGAGCACCAAGCUCACCUACUAGACUGAAUAUCGUACCUGAUCCGAAAAAGGAUAGGAAGAAAAACAAAAAAAAUCAGGCAGAGAUGACACACACCUGUCGCGGCACUAUAUCCCUCCAUGGGGCACUAAUUCAUACGGUGGAUUCCUGUACUUUUGUGAUAUCGAAUGGGGGAACGCAAACGUUCCAUAUUAAAGCGGCCAACGAAGUGGAGCGGCAGUCCUGGGUAACAGCACUGGAGCUUGCCAAAGCGAAAGCAAUACGAGCCAUGGAAAGUGACGAGGAGGAGGAAGACACGGCAGCCAACAUUAUACCUAGUGAAGAAUUCAACCUAGUAAUAAGAGAGUUGACUUUUAAAUUAGAAAAUGUGAAAACGUGCUUCGAUCUGAUAACCAAGCAUGGUGCAGUAUUGCAGCGCGCUCUAUCGGAGCUGGAAUCCGGUGAAGAUCUAACAAGUAAAACGAAGAUAGUCAGUGAACGGGCAACGUUGUUCCGAAUAUCUUCCAAUGCUAUGAUAAACGCUUGUUCCGAUUACCUUAAGACAGCACAGACCCAGGGUCAUAAAUGGUCCAAAAUGUUACAGCACGAGCGAGAUAAGAAAGUAAGUCUGGAAGAAAUGGUCGAACAGCUAGCAAGGCAGCAUUCACACCUGGAGCAAGCAGCGCACCGUCACAGACCAAAUGCAGCGGCUUCCGGUUCCGACGACGAAGACAACGAGUUCUACGAUGCACAAGAGGAAGGCGGCUCCGUUGCUUCACAAGAGGACAGUUCGUUCAUAUUGAAAAUUCCGGUCGCUCACCACCGACGUAACUCCAACGACGCUACGGGUAGCUCCUCAGAGGGCGAAGAAGGCAAUAGUGAAACACAGCAAGUAUUAGUAGUCACCGAUAGUCUAGACAAUAUGGACGUGACGGAUAGAAUAUCUGUUAACAGUAAUCAAGCACUAACACCAAUCUUCUCCAACAACAAUCAAUCCUCGAGGGUGGCACGAAGGCGACGAACGCGGGUUCCUGACAAGCCCAACUAUCCGUUGAACUUGUGGUCCAUCAUCAAGAACUGCAUCGGCAAGGAUUUGUCGAAAAUCCCCAUGCCGGUUAAUUUCAACGAACCCCUUUCGAUGCUGCAAAGAUUGACCGAGGACUUUGAGUAUUCGGAAAUACUGGACAAAGCCGCAACGUGCAAGGACACCUGCGAGCAGCUAGCAUACGUAACGGCAUUUACUGUUUCGAGCUAUUCGACCACCAGCAACCGCACCGGUAAACCAUUUAAUCCACUUCUCGGUGAAACGUACGAAUGCGACCGGACAGAUGAUCUCGGUUGGAGGUGUAUCAACGAACAGGUUUCCCAUCAUCCACCCAUGGCAGCACAAUACUGCGAAGGUCGUGGUUGGAGAUGCUGGCAAGAAUUCACGAUGACGUCCAAAUUUCGGGGCAAAUAUAUACAGAUAGUUCCACUUGGAUACGCCCACGUUGAAUUUCCUGCCUCGGGUAACAAGUUCACGUGGCGCAAGGUGACCACCACGGUACACAACAUCAUUGUCGGAAAGCUCUGGGUUGACAACCACGGAGAUAUGGAAAUCUACGGCGAAAAGGCCGCCAAGGGAGUGAAGUGUCACCUGAAAUACCUUCCGUACUCGUACUUCACGAGAGACACACAGCGGCGCGUGAAAGGUGUGGCGAUGGACAGCUCCAACCAGGUCAAAUGGGUGAUAAACGGUACAUGGGAUAGCAAAAUUGAAAUUGCGCCCGUGACUUCCACUAGUGGUUCGGCCGAGAACCCCGUCUACAAGACGGGCAACUACAAAACGGCGUGGACCUCGCGGCUUCCGCCAACUGAUUGUGAUAAAUACUACAACUUUACGUUGCUUGCCUGCCAGCUGAAUGAACCCGAGCCUAAUGUUGCACCAACUGAUUCGCGCUUGCGACCCGAUCAACGGCUGAUGGAAGAAGGCAAAUGGAACGAAAGUAAUAAGGAAAAGCUAAGACUGGAGGAGAAGCAGCGAGCCCGGAGACGUGAACGGGAAGCUGAGGCCGAGAAGUCAGCUGCCGAAGGUCGACCCUAUCCGCCAUACGAACCGAUUUGGUUCAGCAAACAGCAAGACGAGGGCACGGACAGUCUGGUGCACGUGUUCAAGGGGACCUACUGGGAUUCCAAAGCGAAACAGGAAUGGUCCAAAUGUCCCGACAUUUUCUAAACUAAAGUUUUGUAUGUAUCAUCUUACAGCGUUUUCCUUUUCUGUUUCGGUUAUGUAAUUUGUAAAAAAAAACAUGCUUUAUAGAUAGCUCGUAAGUAUGCGUCAGCGUGAAAGGGGUGAAAGGGUGAUGCAUCGAAUCAAUAGAGAUAAUAAACUAUAUGGGAAGUUCGUCGCUAAUUCAUUCUGCUUUCAAUCGCAAGCACGUUGAGUAUAUGUCAGUUAAAACGUAUGGAUUAUGCGUUGUUAUUUAACUUAAAUAAUGUUUCGCCAGCGACAAUAUUCCUCUAUAGUUUAUUACCUCCAUUGCCAAAACAAAUGGUUUUAUAUGCAAUGUAUUGCUGUUCAUUAUUUAAAAUGUGAAGAGAAACGAAAUACCAUCGCGUAGCUUGUAAUAAAUUUACUGGACUAAUUGUUUAAUGCAACUUUGGAGGAAUAAAUACUAUAACUGGCUGU
Messenger RNA from Armigeres subalbatus, 3158 nucleotides. It is a transcript of the gene Osbp, whose product is annotated as oxysterol-binding protein 2. The record is from RefSeq and is a predicted model, not a curated record. Gene Ontology annotation, cellular component: cytosol; perinuclear endoplasmic reticulum; intracellular membrane-bounded organelle. The coding region runs from base 210 to 2705 and encodes 831 amino acids. Gene Ontology annotation, molecular function: sterol binding. NCBI's taxonomy places the organism in Eukaryota, Metazoa, Arthropoda, Insecta, Diptera, Culicidae. The transcript has 12 exons.